Thermothielavioides terrestris NRRL 8126 is the source of this 1406-nucleotide messenger RNA. RefSeq lists its product as uncharacterized. Lineage: Eukaryota; Fungi; Ascomycota; Sordariomycetes; Sordariales; Chaetomiaceae. The transcript has 2 exons. Bases 107 to 841 code for a protein of 244 amino acids. The record is from RefSeq and is a predicted model, not a curated record.
UCUCUUGACUUCAUAAUACCAGCGUUCUCUUCAAGCACACGGUGUAUUGGACUUUCUUUCCUCUCCCGUACAGACGCACUCCCACAUCGAGCCAUCCUCAGACACCAUGGUCUCCGCCACAUCAGUUCUCUUCGCCGCGCUGGCCGCAGUGGUGUCCGCUGCUCCGACUUGCAAGAAGGUCGUUACGCCUACUCUCCCUCAGACAGGAGGACCAACCCAACUUAGUCCGCCGGCGGCCAGCCUGGUGCUGAAAAAGAUCGCUGUCGGCCACGGCAUCCAGAACUACACCUGCUCGUCCACAGCCGCCAACGCCUCUGCAACCGGCGCCCUCGCCGUGCUGUACGACGUCACAAGCUUCUACCCGGGGACGGAGAAGACGGGCAUCAGCCAGCCGGUCUGGGACCAUCUGCCGUCGGAUCUGCUCUGGCGCACGCCGCUGCCUCUCAACAAGCUGAGCGGGUCCCAGUUCGGCGCCGACCUGACCAACCCGUUCCCCGCCCCGGCAGACCUCCGGCUCCCGGGCCUGUCCACUCUCAAGUUCCUGGGCCACCACUUCUUCGACUCCGCCGGCGUCCCCACGUUCGACCUCAGCGCCGCCGGGCUCAAGGCCGUCGUCAAGAAGACCGAGCAGGUCGACGCCCCGAGCAAUGCCGACAAGGGCCUCACCGGCUCCGGCGCCGUCCAGUGGCUCCAGCUGAUCGACAACGGCGCGGGGAAGUCCGUGGGCGUGAGUGUGGUUUACCGCGUCCUGACGGCCGGCGGCAACCCCGAGGCUUGCUCGGUAGCCGGCGCGGGGUCCCAGAGCGUGCCUUACGCGGCCUACUACUGGUUCUUCGGGUGAAACGCGGUGGGCAAAGGGUAGGGGGGGAUCUUGCUCUGUUGCCCGAGCGGCGCGGCGAGCGGGUGUGCGAAAGGGCACGUCGGUGCGGCACGGGGUGGGCCCCCUUACGCACCAGAAUCCGGUCUGGAGUUGGCCCGACGGGAUGGAUGCGGGAGGCCCAGGCCGCCUCCGCCGCCGCCGCCGCCGCCUCUGCCGCAUGCACACACACGGCACGAGGCCUACCACACUUCUACUCUUUUUCUUCUUCCCUUCUCUUCGCAUGUCGCAUAUGGUUUCAUGCAUUUGCAUCAUGACAGCUUCCUGCUUGGGCACGGCUCUGCUGGGGUGUUGGGUUUGGCUGGGUUGUUUCCGCAUUUCAUGUCCGCCACAGGGGCGGCAGUAUAUUGAUGGGAGAGACGCAAACGGUUUGGGGCGGGCGGCUUUCUCUGAGAAAAUGUUGCUCUAAGGUAUUAAUUCUCCUUUUUGCAUAGAGACGGGAGUGGGUUGUUGAGAAUUGACUAUGCUCACGCUUGACCACGUUGGCGCUCGACUUUACCUAUGUAUCUGCGUAACGUGCUAUGCCUGG